UGGACAUUCUACCAGUAGCAUGGAGAAGCAUCUACGAGAAUGGAGAACUACUGCGGUGAACAAGAAUCAGUACGAGACCGCCAUCUUCGUAGCAGAUAAACUGCUUGCCCUGACAAAGGAUGACAACGAUGCAUUCUGGCUCGCUCAAGCUCACUUCCGGACCGGCAAUUACAGUCGCGCCCAAACCUAUUUGUCACGCGGCCAGCUGAUUGAAAGGAAUCCUCAAUGUCGAUAUCUACACGCGCAAUGUUCCAUAAAACUGGGGAAGAUCGAAGAAGCGCUCGACACCCUCGGCGAGCAGAACCCCACCCACCUUAUAUCGCAGCCGGACAAUAGACACCACAAACUGCGGCAUGUGGAUGUCAAUGUACGCUCUGGUAGACAUAAAGCUGCCUUACGGAGCGACCGCGUUCCCACGAGUGAAGAGCGCGAGAGGGAGGACUCAACAAGUCUGAAAUUUGAAGCGGGCAUGUGCUAUCUACGGGGAAUGUGUUUCGCGAAACAAAACGCCUUUGACAGGGCAAAAGAAUGUUUCAAGACGGCGGUGCAAAUCGAUGUCCAGUGUUUCGAGGCGUUUGACGAGCUCAUGUCUAAUGCGCUCAUGUCGCCAGCAGAAGAAUGGGCCUUCCUCGAGUCGCUCGACUUCGACAUGAUCAACGUUGAGGACAACCCGUCUCUGUCGCAAGAAGCUGCCGAGUUCACGAAGACAUUAUACAUAACACGUUUGUCCAAGUACGGGCGGCCAGCAGAGUUUACCGAUGCGGCUGAGACGCUAUCCACACACUACAAUCUUUCCGACAACCCAGACAUCUUGCUAUCCAAGGCCGAACUUCUCUUCACCAAUUGCCAGUUUCGGAAUGCGUUGGCGCUUACUUCCUAUGUGUUAAAGACGGACAAAUACAAUUUCGCGGGCAUACCGAUACACGUCGCUUGUCUCCACGAACUCGGCGAGAAGAAUGCUCUAUUUCUCCUGGCACACGACCUCGUAGACAACCACCCACAAGAGCCCGCCGCCUGGCUUGCGGUCGGCACGUACUACUUCUCCAUCCAUCGCAUUGCAGAGGCCCGACGCUUCUUCUCCAAAGCCUCGGUUAUGAACCCUCAUUUCGGGUCCGCUUGGAUUGGCUUUGCACAUACAUUCUCCGCAGAGGGAGAGCAUGAUCAAGCCAUCUCUGCAUACUCCACAGCCGCCCGCCUAUUCCAAGGGACGCACCUACCGCAAUUAUUCCUCGGAAUGGAAAACCUACAACUCAACAACCUCAGCCUGGCGCACGAAUAUCUGAAUACAGCCUACGAGCUCUGUAAGGAUGACCCUCUGCUUCUUAACGAAAUGGGCGUCGUCUUUUAUCAAGAAGAAAACUUCCCCGCCGCCAUUGAGCACUUCCAACGUGCCAUAGCCAUUGCAGAACAGAAUGAAGCCGACCACGACGCUUUACUGCCUACGCGGAAUAAUCUAGCGCACGCCCUGCGCCAAAGCGGUCACUUGGAGGAGGCUCUCGACGUUUUCGACGAAGUCCUCCGCCACGGCGACAAGGAUGUCGCUGUCUUCUCUGCGAAGGGCCUUGUAUUGCUGCAGCUGGGUCGGAGCUGGGACGCCAUUGUGACACUCCACGAGGCGCUUGCCAUCGAUCCGCAGGCUACAUUGGCUACAGAUCUGUUGAAUAAGGCGUUUGCGGAGAAUGAGAGUGAGCCCAUCGCCAACGAUGAGGAGGAGUUUGCAGACUUGGAUAGAAAAGUCAAGGGGAGGUUGGCUGGGCAGGGGAAGGCCUUGGAUAGCAUGAUGUUGGAUUCUGACAUCUAGACCAAGUGAAGAAAAUGCGGUUGGGUGCAUUGGCGUUACUGGAAUCCUGGAUAGGACGGGGUAUUGGAAGGUUGCUAUUCUUGCAUGAGCAAGUUUGGGUAGAAGAGUGGAAUGCUUGUUUUGUUCUGCCCUUCACUGAUCAGAGCUCUGUAAGGGAAAAUGAUAUCCAUUUUCCUAUGUACUUGUACCGCUGAGCGCCUUUUGAGGGGUGCUGGACUACUACACAUCUGCGUGGGUCUACUUUUACCUGUCUUGUCCGCUCUUCUGAGAUGACACGCCAUGCAUGAAGCAAGCCUAAAUUAGAUGCGCAUCUGCACAGCUGUAAAGAGACCACUCGAAGCUCC
Westerdykella ornata is the source of this 2145-nucleotide messenger RNA. Its product is annotated as TPR-like protein. Gene Ontology annotation, molecular function: protein binding. Gene Ontology annotation, biological process: cell division. The coding region runs from base 20 to 1801 and encodes 593 amino acids. The record is from RefSeq and is a predicted model, not a curated record. The transcript is spliced from 2 exons. NCBI's taxonomy places the organism in Eukaryota, Fungi, Ascomycota, Dothideomycetes, Pleosporales, Sporormiaceae.